This is a messenger RNA of Cyclocybe aegerita, 2565 nucleotides long. The record is from the annotation of a GenBank genome assembly. Lineage: Eukaryota; Fungi; Basidiomycota; Agaricomycetes; Agaricales; Hemipholiotaceae.
AUGGCCCACCCCUUUCUCGAUGCCAAUAUUCCUGACCUCGUCAGAAAGCUCAAGGUUGAAGAGAAAAUCUCUCUUCUCGGUGCUCCCAACUGGUGGAAUACCACUCCCAUCCCAAGGCUCGGCAUACCCUCCAUUCGAAUGAGCGAUGGCCCAAAUGGCGUCCGAGGCUCGUCUCAUUUCGUCUCCACCCCGGCCCAGUGUUUUCCUUGCGCGACCGCUCUCGCCUCGACCUUCGACCCCGAGUUAGUGACUAGGGCAGGUGGCUUCUUGGCUCAAGAAGCAAAGAUAAAAUCCUCCGUUAUGUUGCUUGCCCCCACGUGCAACAUCCAGCGCACCCCACUCGGUGGCAGGGCAUUCGAGUCCUUCUCGGAAGAUCCUCACCUCUCGGGUACCUUGGCAGCUGCUUAUGUCAAUGGUCUUCAAGCCCAGGGUGUUGCUGCUACCAUCAAGCACUUUGUUGGCAAUGACCAGGAAGUUGAAAGGACGGCAGCAGAUUCGGUCAUGUCUGACAGGGCCCUUCGUGAAAUUUAUCUGUAUCCAUUCAUGCUUGCUCAGAGGCUUGCGCAGCCAGCAGCAUAUAUGACCUCGUAUGGGCGUGUUAGGGGCACCCACUGCUCCGAAAACAAGGAGUUAUUAACCAACGUUCUCCGAGGAGAAUGGGGUUUUAAAGGGGUCGUCAUAAGCGACUGGUUUGGAACCUACGGCGUCGACCAACCCAUCAAUGCCGGUCUCGAUCUUGAAAUGCCAGGUCCUGCCAAGUGGAGAACUACGCAGCUCGUUCUCUAUUGCUUAUCGUCCCAGAAACUGUUUACUUCCACUAUCGACGAACGUGUGACCAACCUACUCGCGUUUGUCCAGGAGCGAGCUAAAAGGAACCCUGAGGUUGUCUUCGGUGAUGGCAUUGAAAGGUCUCGCGAUUCCCCUCUAGUCAGGCAAUUUUGUCGAGAACUUGCUUCGGAAGGCAUUGUUUUAUUGAAAAACGACCGAAGCCUCCUUCCUUUACGCCAGGGAGCACCAGUUAAGAUUGCCAUUAUCGGACCUAACGUGAAGGAACGUGUCAUUGCAGGUGGUGGCUCUGCUGCACUGAAAGCGACAUACGUUGUCACGCCCUGGCAAGGAAUCAACGACGCUGCCCCGCCAGGUUCUAUCAUUCAAUAUCAUGUCGGAUGCUACGCUCAUAAAUACCUACCUACAUUGGAGACUUAUUUGCAGACUCCUCAAGGCAAACCCGGGUGGCUUUGCACCUUUUAUACUCACGACGAAAAUGGGGACCCAUCUCAACCCGUCGCAGACUUCAUUCUCAACGACACACGCGUCAAAUUGAACGACUUCCUGCCAAAAGGCUUGACACAUACCUGGUCGAUCAAGUUGGAAGGAAAACUGACGAUCGACAAAAGCUGUCUGUUCGAGCUGGGGUUAACUGUUGCGGGCCGCGCAAAGCUUUGGAUCGACGGCACUUUGAUUAUCGAUAACUGGACCAAGCAAAUCCCCGGAGACUUUUUCUACGGCCAGGGUACUGUCGAGGAAAAAGCCUGUAUCCAGCUUGAAGCUGGUAAGCCAGUCAACGUUCUUGUACUCUAUACGAACACAGCUGCACCCGACGGGGACGAUGAGAAAGGCGAGGGCCGCCUGUCGCAGCCUGCCUUGAUGCGUGGAGUGCGUUUGGGUGGCUGCGAGAAGAUUGACGCGGAACAGGCCGUAAGAGAGGCCGUCGCGUUAGCAAAGGAAGUCAGCACAGUUAUAUUCAUUGGCGGGUUGACUCCCGAAUGGGAGAGUGAAGGAUUUGAUCGUCCUUCAUUGCAACUUCCGGGCCGUCAAGAUGAAGUGAUUAGAAGAGUCGCGCAAGCCAAUCCACGAACGAUUGUCUGCAUCCAGGCUGGAUCCACUGUGUCCAUGCCCUGGAUCGAGGAUAUCGGUGCUCUCCUUCAAACGUGGUAUUUGGGGAAUGAGACGGGAAAUGCCAUUGCAGACGUUCUGUUCGGCAAAGUCAAUCCAGGUGGACGCCUUCCGUUGUCUUUCCCCGUCAGAAAGGAGGAUAUCCCAGCACACCUCAAUGACAAAAGUGAACAUGGGAAGAUCCACUAUCGCGAAGACCUUUUCGUGGGUUACAAGUAUUAUCAGGCACGAGGGAUCGCUCCUCUUUUCCCCUUCGGUUUCGGGUUGUCUUACACCACGUUUUCAUUUAAUGACUUGGGUAUAGCAGCCUCGCUUGAGGGACCCAAUGCCGAUUCCCUCCAUGUGGACGUCACAGUGAAAGUCAAAAAUGAAGGAGAUGUCGUUGGGUCCGCAGUCGUCCAGCUUUAUGUUUCGCUUCCCGAGACGGGCCUUACUACACCCAAUCUCCAACUGAAGGGAUUCACGAAGGUUCGAAACCUGGAUGGAGGGGCGUCCUCCAGUGUCACCAUGCAUCUCGACAAAUAUGCAUUCUCAUAUUGGGACGAGCAGAAGCAUGGUUGGCAAAUAUCUGUGGGCAAAUAUAACUUACAUGUUGGAUCGCACAGUGAUAACUUAGCUCUCCACGAUUCUUUCACGAUUGAAAGACCUCAUUCGUGGAAUGGGUUAUAA